Molecule: messenger RNA, 1955 nt
Organism: Symsagittifera roscoffensis
Lineage: Eukaryota; Metazoa; Xenacoelomorpha; Acoela; Convolutidae
Exons: 4
Coding region: 323-1930 (535 amino acids)
Source: RefSeq, a predicted model, not a curated record
CAAAACUGUCGUCAGUCAAUCAGAGCUUCAAACAGUUGCCAUCUUAAAAGGAAUCAAGAUCAAAUAUGUCAUUUGAAAGACAAACUCUGGCUUCACAUCAGCAAUCUUGUGGCGAAGAGACACAAUAUAUGAUGAUGUCAGACAAACUCGCCGCUCCAUCAACAUUAGGGUAAACAGCAAGGAAAACCAAUCCGAGUCAGAAGAUUAUAACAGUCCAAAUUCUGUUAAGAACAUACUGAUUCCAGAAACUCCAAUAACACCUCGAAAAUCUCGAGACUUAAUUCAACGAGACGCCUUGGCUAUUGGUGCAAGUGCUAGUGUAAUGUCUGGAUUAAAUACCUCUUGGAAUGCUGACCUGGAUUUGUCAAUGGGGCUGCGUUCAAGCAAAGCUGCAUACCCCUCAAAGCAGAGCACAGUUUAUUCGAGCAGUCAAAUCGCUCAUGUUGAAGAUUUCGAUUUUGUCAAAACCAGCAGGCAAGAUAUUUCUGCUAGCCCAGAGACAUCUAGAAAGACGCGCAGCAAAAAUUCCUUUCGAAAAACCACAAAGGCAUCUCAAACAAGUUCUCGCAAUAACGACACCACCGAAUGCACAUUGGCCAUUUUUUAUGCAAAAGGCUUGAUCAAAAAGCGACCUGAACCAUUAGUGGAGUUCAAAUCUCUCAAAAUACAAGGAGACGAUGGGAAAUCUUACCACCUGAAGAUUACCUGUGAAGUUAUGGAAAACUUAAUUUCCGAGGCAACUGGAUCAAAUACGCAUUCAACGCCGGGUCAAGUUUCCAGAACUGUUUUCGAGAAAUUCAAAAAUGAUUUGAGUAAUGCUCAAGGUGUUCUUUUGGUUUACGCUGGCGAAAAAUCAAAUCAAGAAGUGGAAUUGAAGACGUUUCUUAAUGUAUUUGGCAUCCAAGCAGUACAACAUUUGAUUUACACGGGGAAGAAACUAAUUGUCAUGGACUAUUCUACAAGAGUUUCAUUGCCCGACCAAUCGGUAGAGCUUUUUCAACAACGUAACAUAGACAUAGAGACAUGGAAACGAGAGAACAACAUCGGCACCGAGUUCCAGUACAAGAUGUUUAACUACCCUUGCAAUCGCAGAGACCAGAGUCCGCUGCUUACAGAAGAGUACAUGUCAUUCUGGAAACAAGUUGUGAAAACUAUCACCAACAGUGAUCAAAAAGCACCUCUAUUCCAAAGGGCGAAGCAGAGAAUUCAGUACAAAAGAGGCAUUCGAAAAGAGCAGGAACUACGCAAGAAAUAUGGCAGCAUUCUUGAGAGAAGAGAAAGUCUUCCAGAGUAUUCGGUUAUUCUGUGUGUGCACCAACACUUAACACGAGGCGGUCCAAUUGACCAAUCAAUUUUCACAGAGGACAGUAAGAUAGACAAACCAGUUAAAAUUCACAUAGAGCCCUUCAAAAUUGAUUCUCGUGAGUCGAUGGAAAAACAGCGUGAAAAAUUUGCCCAACUGAAAAGUUACCACAAAGCUGAAGCAAUAAUGAUUCUUGGAAGCAGUAUGAACCUCUCCGAGAAAAGCGACAUCGCAACGUUCGUCCUUAACUGCAACCAAAGUAUGACAGGCCUAGUAAAACUGGUGACAGACUACCAAAAUGGAUAUCUAAACGGAAGUACUCCGUCUACAAGUCUUCUUAAAUGGGUAGAACUAGGAGCGUUUAAAAAAGAAUGGAGACAAAUUCAGUACCCUUUCUCUGAAGCACAUCUAACACAUAACGCUAUGGACCUGUUCUGGUUCGAGGUGUAUGAUACUAUCGAUAGACAACGGAGGCCGACUAUUCGAUUGGAACUGGACCAAUUGAAACCGAGACGUGGCAAACAGCAGGAUACUUGGAGGAAACCUGGAUUCUCUAAUUUCCUCAGUAAAUUCUUCAGCCAAUGUACGACAAGCAGUAAAAGUACAUCCCAACCUUUGGUCAAUUAAUCUAUUAGACAUCUGUAGAAUAUUG